Pleuronectes platessa (European plaice) is the source of this 5835-nucleotide messenger RNA. RefSeq names its product Rho GTPase activating protein 4b (gene arhgap4b). Gene Ontology annotation, cellular component: cytoplasm. Gene Ontology annotation, biological process: signal transduction; negative regulation of cell migration. Gene Ontology annotation, molecular function: protein binding. The record is from RefSeq and is a predicted model, not a curated record. Lineage: Eukaryota; Metazoa; Chordata; Actinopteri; Pleuronectiformes; Pleuronectidae.
CACAACACACACAGAGAGAGAGAGAGAGCGACAGAGAGAGAGAGAGAGAGAGAAAGAGAGAGAGAGGCUAUUUGGCAGGAGAGGGAAGAAAGAAAGAAAGGAGGGAGGGCUGUUUUUGAGUGUGUGCCGGAGAAAUGAGAGAGAGAGGAGGGAACUGAGCAGAGAGAAAUCUGUCAGAUUCAGACACACACUGCUCUGUGUGUAUGUGUGUGUCUGUGUGAGAGAGGGAGAUGAUAGGAGCAGAGGAGAGCUGAGAAACAGAUAGAAAGAGACAGCAGAGGAGCACAAAGUGAGGCCAGUUCACCUAUGGAUCAGGAUUUAUACCAGAAACCCAGGGGAUUCCGUGGACACACAUCGAUCCGAAUGACAUCCCUGCCGAGUGCAGCCGAUCGACACUGAUGCCGAUGCGCUGCAUUCAUUUGUAGAGCAGCAAGGCCAAGGGGUCAGGGGUGAAAGGUCAAAGACUGCAGAGCCAGAGCGGACGCUGAGGUUGAAGGGCGUCAGGAGGGGGGACCACAGCGGUACGAGAAGAAUCAGGGUUCAGGAACUAAAGUCUCAGUGACAGAGGAGAGUCAAGGGGUCAAAGAUGAUGACAUCACAUGUGAAGCUGAGGAGGGAGAAGGGGAGUCUGGCCGAGUAUGAAUUGCAGAUGAAAGACCUCCGGGCUCAGCUGACAGACCAGAUCAAGAUUUUAGACUCUCAGGUGGAGGUGAAGCAGCAGCAGCUCUCAGACCUGUCCGAGUUUCUCCGGCGUCGAGGCGACAUUGAGGCCGAAUAUGCACGCGCCCUCGACAAACUCACAGAGAGGUUCACCCACAAGACGAAGAAGAAGGAGCAGUGGGGUCAGUCUGUGUGUCAGGUCUGGUCGGUUUUGCUGACUCAGACUCGUCUGGAGAGUCGGGAACAUGCAGCACUGGGUGACACCUGCUGCAACACACUCACACAGAGACUGGCGCACAGUACGGAGGACACACACCGUCUGCACAAGAGGAGCAAAGAAGUGGGAAUCCAGAUGCAGGAUGAGUUGCUAAAGGUCACAACUGAACUCCAGACGGCUACGAAGACGUAUAACCUGUACCACACCGACUGUCUGAUAGCUGAGGGGAAGCUGAAAGAGGCCGAGCGAUUGGAGGAGAGACACACAGGCAAGUCGGCUGAGCUUGGCCCCAGCCAAUACGGGGGACAGAGGCGGAGCUCCGUCAAGAAGAUGGAGAGAUUAAUGGAGAAGAGGCACGGCCGAGUGCAGGAGAACCAGCUGAAGUGUACCAAGGCUCGUAACGAUUACCUUCUGAAUCUCGCAGCAGCCAAUGCAGCCAUGAACAAGUACUACCUGCAGGACGUGAGCACUCUCAUAGAUUGCUGCGACCUCGGUUUCCAUCUGGCUGUGGAGAGGGUGAUGAAGUGCUACCUGGCCAGCCGGUGGCGCAUCCAGAAGACGGAGGAGACGGGGCUCAAGCAGUUGGAGGCCGCUGUGACGUCCCUGGACCAGGGGGGAGACAGAGAUGGGUUACUACAGCAACACGACUCCGCCUUCUGUCUCCCAUUCAGAUUCAACUACCACCCACACGAGGGAGACCAGGUGUGUGAGGUGAGUGCGGAGAGCCAGGUGAGGUACGAGCUGGAGACCAGGUUCCAGCAGCUUCAGUCUCGACUCGCUGCUGUUACCUUGGAAACAGAGGAGAUCAGUAAAACACUCAAAGCCACGCUCACAGCCCUGCUGGACGUCAUGUGUGACAGCGACUGUAACCCCUCCCCCGAUGUGCCCAGCAGCCUAUCAAGCGAGCCGCCCGGGGGAAGCACAGCCCCAAAACUUGCUCUUGCCAAGCGUCGAGCCAAUCAGCAGGAGACAGAGACCUACUAUUUUACAAAAGUGAAGGAGUUCCUCACCAGCAGUUCUCUGACCUCCAAACUUCAAGCCAAACAUGACAUUCUACAAGAUGCCAUACAGAAAGCGGAGGCUGUCGACAGUGACCCGUCCAGAAUGCAAAGUGCUCGGUCAGUGCGCGUUUGGAAGUCCAGACCUGUUUCCCAAUUCUGCCACACACUCUUCACCACAGACAUACUCUCCUACAUACAGAGCACUGGGCAGCAGAUUCCUGUGGUGGUUGAAAGUUGCAUCCGUUUCAUUAACCUUCACGGCCUCCACCAUGAAGGAAUAUUCAGAGUUCCUGGGUCACAGAGGGAGGUUAACCUCCUUAGAGAUUCAUUCGAGAGAGGAGAGGAUCCUCUGUCAGACAGUGAGUGUGACCUGGAUUCCGUGGCUGGUGUGUUGAAGCUUUACUUCAGGGGCCUGGAGCCUCCUCUCUUCCCGUAUGGCAGCUACCUUCAGCUGCUGGAGUGUGUCCAAAUUGAGGACGAUGCAGAGAAAGCUGCCCAGAUUAAAGCGAUUGUCUCCACCUACCCGCGGCCUCUCCCCGUCGUGAUGCGCUACCUUUUCGCUUUCCUCAAUCAUGUGUCUCAGUACAGUGACGAGAACAUGAUGCAGCCCUACAACCUGGCAGUGUGCUUCGGCCCGAGCCUGCUGAGAGGGAUAGAUUCUGAUGACGCUGUUGCUAGGCAGCCACAGGUUAAUGACCUCGUCAAAACCAUGAUCAUGCUACAUGACAUCAUCUUCCCCGGCCAAUCGGAGCUGCCGGGUCCCGUCUACGAGAAGCACAUGACUCUGGAGCAGGAGUACUGUGAACCAAUCACAGAGGAGGGAGAAGGAGAGACCGAGCAUCUGCCCAGUGAGGAUGAGUGGGAGGCAGUGGCUAUGUUCGACUAUGCGGCGAGAUCUCCAGCAGAGCUGACAUUCAAGCAGGGAGACCUUCUCAUCCUUCACAGCAAGGCCUCAAGUGAUUGGUGGAGAGGCGAAGUGGGAGGGGUUAAGGGUCUCAUCCCUCACAAGUACAUCAGCAUGCUGGAAGGGUCGGAGCGCGGGAAAAGAGAAGAAGGAGGAGGAGGGGGGGGGGGAGGCAGCACUGGGAACCUGUCAGUAGAAGAUCCACAGAUGGAGAACACUACUCGGAUGCGAGUGAACAGCGACAGUGCUUCGUUACCUGGAAGACAGAGAGGGAGUGAUGGGAGUCCCAGUCGAAAGGCUCCAACCUCUCCCGCCACACGACACCUGCCAGUGUCCCAGGAGAGAAGACACACUCUGGACACGGUGAGACAGGGCGGCUUCCGACCCACAGACAAGCCCCUGUUUGUUCAGGCAGAAAGAACAGCAGUUGACAAGGACAUGAUCAACCGUCAGAUGAACUCCGUGUUCAAGGAGCUUCUGUUACGCCAGCCUCCUGUUCAGAUGUCAGCCCUCGCCACCCCUGCUGCCCCAGCUCCCUCUUCAUCCUCCUCUUCCUCUCUUCCCCAAGCUGCACCCACUGCGAAAAAAGUAGGAUUCGGCCUCAGAGGACGGACGCUUUUCAGACCAGUGGACUGACAGACAGGAGAGGAUGAUGAUGAUGAUGAUUACACUGUUAACGAUGAAAUCUUGAUUCAUUUUAUAUAAUGUAUAAUAUUUGAGUCUCUGCCAUCUCAUAGUGCCACUAGUCUCGGUGCCGUGUUACUGUACGUCCAGUGUGUCUUGUUUUCCAGCUGGUUUUGGUCCUUUUUAGGUUCUGGUCUGACUUUUGUUCACAAGGUUUUUGCCACUUUGAGAGAAUCAGGGAUGUGACAUCGCCAGUGAUUUCAACAGACUGACUUUUAAGAGUACUUACCAUGAUAGGACAGAAACAAGAAAAGACUUAAGCUGCCCCCUAGUGGCAGGUCUGAGAUCAGCUCUGCCUAUAAUAUUUGCUUCUUGAAUAGCAAAACUGAUCCAGGGCCUGUGUCUAGGAGUGCCUUCACAUCUUAUUCUUAUCUUCAUAGUCACAUUCAUUUCAUUUCAAAAGACCUGAUAGGUUAAAUUCAUGGUGUAUUUAUAUUCAAGAAAUGUGAUCCAGAAAGACGAGCCCUAAAACAUUAAAUAUUAAAUGGGUAAGACAUUAUGAAUUAUUAUCAAAUAUAUUUGGCCCAAAAAUUAUUAAAUAACUAAGGAAAUUGAUCAAAUUGAACUCUUAAGUAUUCUUUUUUUUUCAGAAGAAGAAAGAUACUUUUCCAAAUGAAAUUUUAUUUUACGUCACUUUUCCUAACAAAUCUGAUGUUUGCUUAUCUUGUUCAUUUCAGCCAAUCACGCGGCUUCUUAUGCUACAAAUUUAGCCAUUUAAUACUUCUUAGCUAGAGUAAAAAUACAAAUUUAUUCGUAAUAAACGAGAUGCUACAUCUAUAAAUAUCCAAGUUCUGGUUUUAUUGUUAGGUAUAACUGCGAGUCAGCCGCAUAGCAGUGCACAAACACAGAAACUCUGAGUGUUCAUUUAACAGGGCUGCACAUGCCACCUCUAGCCAGUGUAGCUCAGCCAUCUUUCAGUGAAAGCACUUUGCUUGUCCCAAUGAAAUAUUGGAGACGGACAGCAAAUGCUCUUAAGAGAAUCUGCUGCCACCUAAAUUGCAAUAAUCAGGGGGUAUUUAUCCCAAAGCACCUGAUCUAACAUCAGUGCCGAGCCAUUUCCUGAGCUAUGCGCUAGUUUGUAUGUACCUAGUAUUAUAGUCACUUCAGACCUUAACCAUCAACUAAGGAGACUGGCCCCAUCAUCUGCAACGGGGUCUGGGGAAAUUGGGCUGGCAACACAUGACAAACAAGCACUUAAGUGCCUUGGGUUUAAAUUCAGGAAACUGCAAAGAUUUACCCGACCAGGCAGGCAAACAAUGGAACCUCUUACCUACAGCACUGCACAUACGAAAAAUUAUUUUUGGCAGCAGUUACUUGGUUGAUUACUUGCUGUAGCUAACAGGAGCUACCUGGCUAAAUAUGGUGGCAGAGAGUUGAGCCUCCUUUGAAGAGGCAGUGGUUACGUGAUUGGCUGAAAGUUGCGAGCAUGGUGAUGACAUCACAGUCAUGAAAAAUGGCAGCAGAGUAAAACGUUCGACGUAUAUGACACAAAUACAGACUUUUGAAAAGGUUGUUUGGAAUUUAACAGAUGCUAAUAAUAACUAAGUCAAAUAAAGGAGAAAUUGCCAAGAAUUUUUCCCAGUGAGCCUAAUUCCAUGAUACACUUUUUCAAGAGGUUAUUUAUGUUAUGAUUAUUUCUUUAAUAAAUAAUACUGAACACUGUUGUGCUCUUUGACGCUAGCUGGAAAAACUGUAAGCAGUGAGAUCAGUAAUUAUUAGCAGCAUGCAGUGUUACACACACACACACACGCACACACACACACACACACAAGAUCAAACACAGAUUCCCCUUCAUAUGUGAUACAUGGCCUGAUGCGCAGGCCAAAUCUCAGGGCUUUAGCAGAGUUAGAGACGGGCUAACUCAGGUUUGGCUUUGAAGGAACAGGUAGAGCUUUUUUCUCUCAGGGCUUUGGUUGACUUACUCCUCAACUGGAAACUGUGCCCUAGCCACAAGAGCCCAAACGGCCCCCCAUAUCAGAGAGGGUUAAACUGUGAACGCUUUGGAGCCAAGAUCAGAACUUUUGUCUCAUUCAUCCGCACAUUUUGCCCCCUGACUAUCUAGAUCUAUAGCACCACCCACAGGUCCCAUUCAAAUGUAUGUUUCCGGAUCUUUGGAGUAAGGUGUUUGAUUCCUUGUACUCAAAAGGAAUUUGAAAUGUUUUUUUACAUAUGGCAUCUCUCCUUUGUCGUGUUUCAGUAUCAGAAAAAAAUAGAAUGUAGAAUCACUUUGUCAAAUACUGAUUCUGCUUCUAUGAUUAAAAGACCCUGUUAUCCUGGAUCACUGUCUGAUGAUGUCACAAAAUGUACUGUGUCAAACUGUAUAUGUGGUAAAAGAAAUAUGAAUACAAUAAAGACCAUAAAGCAAUGAA